Molecule: messenger RNA, 2923 nt
Organism: Trichomycterus rosablanca
Lineage: Eukaryota; Metazoa; Chordata; Actinopteri; Siluriformes; Trichomycteridae
Gene: polh
Product: polymerase (DNA directed), eta
Exons: 11
Coding region: 560-2668 (702 amino acids)
Biological process (GO): error-prone translesion synthesis; response to radiation
Cellular component (GO): replication fork; site of double-strand break; nucleus
Molecular function (GO): damaged DNA binding; DNA-directed DNA polymerase activity
Source: RefSeq, a predicted model, not a curated record
AAAGGAGGAGCGGGGCCUGCUACCCGCCAUAAACCUGAAAGAAGAAGAAAAGGAGGAGCGGGGCCUGCUACCCGCCAUAAACCUGAAAGAAGAAGAAAAGGAGGAGCGGGGCCUGCUACCCGCCAUAAACCUGAAAGAAGAAGAAAAGGAGGAGCGGGGCCUGCUACCCGCCAUAAACCUGAAAGAAGAAGAAAAGGAGGAGCGGGGCCUGCUACCCGCCAUAAACCUGAAAGAAGAAGAAAAGGAGGAGCGGGGCCUGCUACCCGCCAUAAACCUGAAAGAAGAAGAAAAGGAGGAGCGGGGCCUGCUACCCGCCAUAAACCUGAAAGAAGAAGAAAAGGAGGAGCGGGGCCUGCUACCCGCCAUAAACCUGAAAGAAGAAGAAAAGGAGGAGCGACUUCAGCAGAAAGUUUACUCAUGUGGCGCCAAGUUUACAUUUUUUGUUUUGGAAAUGUAAAAUUUGUAGUCGGUGUGAAAUGUGCACAAUAUUGUGACUUUUUUUUGUACAGUACUAACAUUGUAAAACGUUCCAGUAAAAGUUUGACGGUGUUGGUGUGCGAUGGAGGUGGGGAAGGAGAAGAUUGUAGCCCUGGUGGAUAUGGACUGUUUUUACGUGCAGGUGGAGCAGCGCUUUAAUCCAGAUCUAAAGAAUAAACCCUGCGUCGUGGCUCAAUACAAAACCUGGAAAGGAGGAGGUAUAAUAGCAGUCAGUUAUGAAGCCAGAGCCCAUGGUGUGACUAGAAACAUGUGGGCAGAUGAUGCCAAAAAACUUUGCCCAGAUCUCCAAGUGGCGAGAGUGCAGGAGUCUCAUGGAAAAGCUGAUCUCACUCGCUAUAGGGAAGCCAGUGUGGAGGUGAUUGAGGUAAUGUCCCGAUUUGCAGUCAUUGAGAGAGCCAGCAUUGACGAAGCCUACAUGGACCUCACUGCCAGCAUUCACAAGAGACUGAAAGAACUGGAAUCUGAAAGGAUUGAUACUCAGCUGCUCAAAAACACCUAUGUUCAAGGCUUUCCUGUGUUUGGCAUUGGAGACGUGACACAAACCAAAGAUGCAUUACAGGAUAAAGAGCAGUGGAGGUUAAAUGGGCUGCAGCAGUGGCUGGACUCUAUGCCCUCCUCUCCUGAGUCGGGGAGUUUUGGGUUCUCAGAGUUGUGUUUGGCUGUCGGAGCAGUAAUUGUUGAGGAAAUGAGAGCUGCUGUAGAGAAGGACACUGGAUACCGCUGCUCUGCAGGCAUUUCUCAUAACAAGGUGUUGGCCAAGCUCGCAUGUGGUCUUAACAAACCCAAUCGACAGACUGUGCUGCCACUAGGAUCAGUUCCUGAACUAUUUAGGACGCUGCCCAUCAGUAAAAUUCGCAACCUAGGAGGGAAACUAGGUGUCUCGAUUACGGAGACACUAGGAGUUGAGAACAUGGGUGAACUCACUCAGUUCACACACUCUCAGCUCGAGGAACACUUUGGAGAAAAAACUGGGCCGUGGCUGUAUGACUUGUGCAGAGGUAUCGAAUCUGAGCCAGUAAAACCCAGGCAGCUCCCCAAAUCUAUUGGCUGUAGCAAGAACUUUCAGGGCAAAACAGCAUUGGCUACCAAGGGUCAGGUUCAGCACUGGCUGCACCAGCUUGCCCUCGAGCUGGAGGAGAGACUGAAUAAAGACAGAGAGAUGAAUGGCCGGGUGGCCAAGCAGCUGACCGUGGGGGUCCGUCAGGCAGGAGAUAAAAAGCCAAACAGUUUCUCCCGCUGCUGUGCUCUAGCUCGAUAUGAAGCCUCCAAGAUCUCCAGUGACAGCUUUGCUCUAAUUAAGAGUCUGAAUAUUGCAGGCAGUCAUCAGGAGGCAUGGUCUCCUGCCCUCACUUGUCUUCACCUGUCUGCCAGCAAGUUCAUAGAAGCCACAUCAGGGGGAAUCACCAGUUUCCUCAGCAGUGAUGUUGCUUCUACACAGUCACUUUUUACCUCCACUCAGCCGCCAUCAAAAACAGAAGCAACAACCAAGAAAGCAGGUACCAUCCAGGCUUUGUUUCUAAAGGCUGCUGAGAAGAAACAGAAAGAGGUAGAGGAAGAGCCAAGGGAUGAUGAAUCCAGCGAAUUCACUUCAUCUUGUUCUAAUUCUGUGUUGCACAUAACUGAGAACUUUUCUCACAGCACAACUAGCACAGUUCCUCAGAAAGCAGCAGCUGCAGUGGCUUCAAGUACUGGAAUUUCAUCCUUUUUUCAAAGGAAAACUUUGGAAAAACAAUCAAAAGGGCUCUCAAGUGAGGAACAUGUGAAAGAAAGCACUGAGAACACGUGUCAGAUUGACAAGACUCUGCAGGGAUCUUUACCAGAUGAAGUACCCAUCACUCAUGAGGUUCAGCAGGGUAGUACAAACUCUCUUAGCUCAUCAAGCCUUCCUGAACACAUUCCCAAAGAGGACCUGCUUAAGUGUGAACACUGUGGACAGGAAGUGUUGGUGUGGGAGAUGCCUGAACACACUGACUACCACUAUGCACUUGAUUUGCAGAAAUCUUUCUCCUCCUCUGUCACCUCCAGCUCAUCCUCUGUUUCAGUCACAUCUGAAACUCUGCAGUCCUCACGUGGAAAAAACAGAUCCAAACCUCAGGCUGGACCACAGGCAAAGAGAGCCCGGCGGAUGGAUAGCAACAUUAAGCUUGAUUCGUUCUUUAAGAAGACUUAAAUUUAAAACUGUUUUUACGCUGAACAGCAAAUGAAGCGGCAAUCAUGUUUUUACAGAAUUGAUCAUAAUGUACAGUGUUAAAUGUGAUGACGUGUGAAAGCAGAAAAUCUUACAGACAAUAAAACAGAAAAUAAAUUAUUAAAAUAAAUAAAAAUGUUUGUUUUAACAAUGAAAUUAAUAUUAUAAUACAACAUUUAAACCUUUGAACUGUAGAUGCAACAUAAAAAAAAAAUAUAUAUAUUUGAAUGUUUUUAC